AUGCAGGAAAUCUUUUCCAACCUCGAGACCGGUAAUUACGAUGCCUUCUUCACCCACGUCGCCGACGACGUGCAUUGGACUGUGACUGGCACCCACCCCACAUCGGGUGUCUUUGAAAACAAGUCCGAUCUCCAAAAAGGUCCAUUGUCAAGAAUAGGUAGAUGCAUGGAUUCCGAUGGUCUCGUGCUGAAGGUCAUCAACAUUGCUGGGGGAGGAACACAGCCGUGGGCUGUUGCCGAGCCUGAGAGUAACGGGCAUACUAGGAAUGGCACCAGGUUCGAUAACAAAUAUGCCUGGGUCUUCCGGUGGAAUCAAGAGGGGGUGAUCGAAGAGUUGAGGGCCUAUAUGGAUUCGGCUCUUGUGGAACGGACGAUUAUAGAAAAUGAGGGCUGUGGGAAUGACUUGUGA
Messenger RNA from Aspergillus heteromorphus CBS 117.55, 408 nucleotides. RefSeq names its product nuclear transport factor 2 family protein. The record is from RefSeq and is a predicted model, not a curated record. NCBI's taxonomy places the organism in Eukaryota, Fungi, Ascomycota, Eurotiomycetes, Eurotiales, Aspergillaceae. The transcript is spliced from 2 exons. Bases 1 to 408 code for a protein of 135 amino acids.